AUGGUUCUUACUUGUUCUGCAAUACCUUGCAGAUUUUUAAUAUCUGCACUGAGCAUCAUUAAUCUCUCUAUAGCUGCAGAGCGUUCCAUCGUAGAGCUCUACCAGUAUUUGUUUAUCCUCUCCUCCACUGGUGAAUUAUUUAGAUCGUUUCUGGAAUUCUGCUAUGAUAAACCAUGCUACGAUGAACAUUCUUGUGCAUCUGCCACUUGGCAUGUGGUGUACAGCUUCAUCAUACACAACAAAGACACUUUCUUCAACAAUGCCACAAGAAGUAGAAUUGUACAUCAUAUUUUGCAAAGAAUAAAGUAUGAAGAAGGAAAAAACAAAAUUGGUCUGAAUCGUUUGCUUACUAAUGGCUCCUAUGAAGCUGCAUUUCCUCUGCACGAGGGAAGUUACAGAAGUAAAAACUCCAUUAGAACCCACGGAGCGGUAAACCACCGACAUCUGCUCUAUGAGUGCUGGGCGUCCUGGGGUGUGUGGUAUAAAUACCAGCCUUUGGAUCUUGUAAGGCGGUACUUUGGAGAGAAGAUUGGGUUGUAUUUUGCCUGGUUGGGCUGGUACACCGGCAUGCUCUUCCCAGCUGCCUUCAUUGGAUUGUUUGUCUUUUUGUAUGGCGUCAUCACUCUGGAUCACUGCCAAGUCAGUAAAGAAGUCUGCCAAGCUACAGAUAUCAUCAUGUGUCCUGUGUGUGAUAAAUACUGUCCAUUCAUGAGGCUGUCAGACAGCUGUGUUUAUGCCAAGGUGACCCACCUCUUUGACAAUGGCGCCACUGUUUUCUUUGCUGUUUUCAUGGCGGUCUGGGCGACAGUUUUUCUGGAGUUUUGGAAAAGACGGAGAGCAGUAAUUGCUUAUGACUGGGAUUUGAUAGACUGGGAAGAAGAGGAGGAAGAAAUACGGCCCCAGUUUGAAGCCAAGUAUUCCAAGAAAGAACGGAUGAAUCCCAUUUCAGGCAAGCCAGAACCAUAUCAAGCAUUUGCAGAUAAAUGCAGCCGACUUAUUGUUUCUGCAUCUGGAAUAUUUUUUAUGAUCUGCGUGGUGAUCGCCGCUGUGUUCGGGAUCGUCAUUUACAGGGUGGUGACCGUCAGCACUUUCGCAGCCUUUAAGUGGGCGUUAAUCAGGAAUAAUUCUCAGGUUGCAACCACAGGAACUGCCGUGUGCAUCAAUUUCUGCAUCAUUAUGCUGCUGAACGUGCUCUAUGAAAAGGUUGCUCUUCUUCUGACAAAUUUAGAACAGCCUCGCACAGAGUCCGAGUGGGAGAACAGCUUCACCCUGAAAAUGUUUCUUUUUCAGUUCGUCAAUCUGAACAGCUCCACGUUUUACAUCGCGUUCUUCCUCGGGAGAUUCACAGGACACCCAGGUGCCUACCUGAGGCUGAUAAACAGGUGGAGACUAGAAGAGUGCCACCCUAGUGGAUGCCUUAUUGAUCUCUGUAUGCAAAUGGGUAUUAUAAUGGUGCUAAAGCAGACCUGGAAUAAUUUCAUGGAACUUGGCUACCCGUUAAUUCAGAAUUGGUGGACUAGAAGAAAAGUACGACAAGAACGUGGGCCUGAAAGGAAAAUAAGUUUCCCACAAUGGGAAAAGGACUACAACCUUCAGCCGAUGAACGCCUAUGGGCUCUUUGAUGAAUACUUAGAAAUGAGUAUGAAGAUA
This is a messenger RNA of Odocoileus virginianus texanus, 1650 nucleotides long. The record is from RefSeq and is a predicted model, not a curated record. Lineage: Eukaryota; Metazoa; Chordata; Mammalia; Artiodactyla; Cervidae.